Bursaphelenchus okinawaensis is the source of this 1381-nucleotide messenger RNA. NCBI's taxonomy places the organism in Eukaryota, Metazoa, Nematoda, Chromadorea, Rhabditida, Aphelenchoididae. The record is from the annotation of a GenBank genome assembly.
AUGCAAAAGUUAGUUUUUAAGCAAUAUUGCAGGUUAACGAUUAGUUUUUAACUAAUAUCGCACUUUUUUCUGUCCAUUCUAUAAUAAAAAUGUAUGAAACAAUAUAAAAUAUCAGAAUUUAAAACAAUAAAAUAGCCAAUUCAUGAAUUACUAUAUAAAAACGUCACCAAACAUAAAAAUUUACGAGGAAAAAACUCCGAAUUUUAAAAAUAUUACCCGCUAAAAUAACGAAAUGUCAAGGCUUUCUAUUGGCUAGAGUUUGUUUUCGUGUCGGGACUAUACUGCAUCGUGAUAAUGACAGCUUUUUUGGAAAUGCCAGUGGCAAAACCAAAAAUCCACCUUUGUUUUUUCAAAAUUUUUAUUUCAUUUCAACAAAUUGUCUUGUUCAGAGUUCUCGCAAGGGUCAUUUAGGACUUUUUUUACCACAGGCUCACGUUCAGGUAUGUUUUGAAGGUUUUCAUGGGAUUCUAGAUAACAAUUCUUUGGUACAUUUGUGAAAAUGUUGUUUUUGCUUGACUUAUAUUGUUUCUUGUACUGCAUAAUUCAAACAAAACAUUGAUUUUGGUAGAACUUUGACAACUUUUUUUAUAAUUUGUAUAAAAUGUGUUGUUUUAGCUUCAUGUAAAACACUAUUAAUAUUGUUUUGGUUUCAGAAUGCAAUCUCACAACCUUAUUCACUUCGCUGUUCUCAUCUCGAUCUUUGGGUUGGCGAUUCAUGCAGCCACAAACACUACCUUUGCCCCAGUUACGACCACAACUGUUAAUACAACCGACGAAGGGAACUGCACCUCUUUCAAAGCCUGCUACUCCGAUGAUGAAUGUGGAGGUAAAGGAAAAUGUUUGGGCGUGUUUGUCGGCAAAUGCAACUGCGAUUCCUGUAUCAACUUUUUGUCCUGUAAAGACGAUUCAGCUUGCGGUGGACUUAAAGGAGCUUGCAAUGGAACUACUUCUCGCUGCAAUUGUGUUGAAGGUAAGAUAUUUUAUUAUUUUGUGGUGUUUUAGGUUAGAGGUCUUGUUGUUAAUGGUUGAAGUGUUUAACUUUAUGUUAUAAGAUGGGGUUUUUUUUGUUUGAAAGACUUGUGGAAAAAUUUGAUGUUUGAACUUUUUCUUGGUUAACAUAACUCUAAAAUACGGCUUUUUGAAAUGCUAUUAAGUUGAAAGUUAUUAUUUUGGAAAGUUUUUGUUGUUGUGUGAAACAGUGACUGAUAUUUGAUUUAUGUUUAUGUGAAAAUUAAAAUUAUUCUUUUUAGGAUUCCAAAAUAAUGGAUUCGAUACCUUCUUCGACGCUCUCCGCGGCUUGUGCAACACUAAGUCUUGUUCAGGUAACUCAACCACUGAAUGCUUCGGGCUCCCAUGCAAUUCUGGACGAUGUGUUUGCUAA